Messenger RNA from Ruditapes philippinarum (Manila clam), 2616 nucleotides. RefSeq names its product ankyrin repeat domain-containing protein 27-like. The transcript is spliced from 18 exons. The record is from RefSeq and is a predicted model, not a curated record. Gene Ontology annotation, cellular component: tubular endosome; plasma membrane; early endosome. The coding region runs from base 31 to 1614 and encodes 527 amino acids. Gene Ontology annotation, biological process: early endosome to late endosome transport. NCBI's taxonomy places the organism in Eukaryota, Metazoa, Mollusca, Bivalvia, Venerida, Veneridae. Gene Ontology annotation, molecular function: guanyl-nucleotide exchange factor activity; SNARE binding.
UAUGGUCAAAGGUCAACUGUCUGCUACAAAAUGUCAGAAAUAGAUGAACUCGAUAUAAAUCCAUUUUUUAUAGCUUUACAAAGUAAAUAUUUAUCAUGUUAUGAAAAGGCACAAGAAGAACGUAACUUGAUAUGUUUACCACAAUCAGAAUGUCUGCAUGGUGUAAGAAUAACAGACAAAUUUGUUGAAACUCAUAUUUUAAAACCUUCACCUUUCUUUCAAGGUCAGUACAGAACACUUCGAUCAGAUAAACAGAUAGUUACAAUAGAAGAUGAUGGGGAUUAUAUCUAUUGUCAGGAAGGUUUUCCAACAAAGACAAAGAUCAAGAUUAUAUGUGAAGAACUAGGAUAUAAUAAGGAAUAUAAACCAUAUAAGAUGUUGAUAAUUGCCCGUCCAUUAGACCACAAUGUUCUGAGACAAAGCAAAAUAGAAACUACUUCAAGUUCUGGAGAAUUUAACGUGAAAUGUUCUUUAAAGGAGUGCAGAGAUUACCUGAAAUCUAUACCAGAAGUUUCAAAACAAAUGAAAGAACUAGAUGAACAAAUACAGAAGUUUAUGAAGAGUUAUAUAAUAUUGAAGGAUUAUCUACUUGAGGCAGCACACAGACUGGAAACCAUGGCAACCACUACCUCUGAUAAAUGUAUCAAGAGUGUUAAAGAUAGAAAAUUAACGGACCAAAAGUUCAAAGACAUUGUAACUGCUGCUGUUGAAAUAUGUGUACUAGGAAGUGUUCAUCAGAAGUUAUACCCAAUUGUGUGUUCAAAAUGUACUGACGAGGAUAGAAGAAUGUUGACAAAGUGCAGAAAUCUUAGUGGUCUAACACCUGAACAUCUUGGAGUACCCAAACACUUCUGUUGUCCUGUCACAUCUGCUGUUGUUGAGUUAGCUCACCUUGAUGGUUUAGUAACACCUGUUGAAAAAAUGUAUUGUCUGAAAACUACAAUAGAUAAUAUAACAGAAGAUAUUAACAAGAAUAUAAAAGCUUCACAACCUCUAGGAGUACAAGAAGAAGAUAUGCCAUGUUUAACUUCAGAUGAGCUUCUUCCUAUAUUGGUAACAGUGAUAAUACAAGCAAAAUGUAAUCAUAUACACAGUGAUUUAUUCUACAUGGACAAUUUCUACUGGUCAGCUGCAUAUAGGGACAAAGAUACUUUAAGUUAUUGUAUGGUGACAUUUAAAGCUGCAGUACAAUACCUGAUGACCACAAGUUUUGAUGAUAUUGACUUAAAAACUCAUGGUGUUAAAAAUGAAAUGAGUGCUAAAGAACUGGUAGAGACUAAAAGAUUAAGUUUUAAUCAAGAAGAAGAACAGAAUGGUUCAAACAAUGACACUAAGGCAAGUGUGAAUUACGCCCCGUCAAAAUCCAGGUAUGACAGACAGAUGGACAAUAUAUCUAGGAUGUUAGAAGAGUCAACUAAACAGAUGGGAUCAAAGAAAGAUAAGCCUGUGAAACAGCCAGUUGUUGCAAGUAUUUUUGGAGGGCAAGUUACAUCUGUAUCUCCACAACCUGACGUUAUGUCACAACCAGCUCCACAAAACAAGAAGGAAGAUCUGGGAGAUUUUCUGUCGAGCCUACAGGAUGACAUGUUCCUAUCAUUUGGUAAACAGACCUGAGAUAAACCAGUCUAACAAUGCUUCAACUAUCCUCAUAUCAGAAUCAAGCAAAUCAUAUGUGACUGACUGAAGUGGACAGUGAAAUCACUUUACAUUCAGAUGAUUUGAUUGGUUAUAUUUGAGAUUUAUACUAUAUAAUGCAUUGACGUGUAAAUACACUGUGUAUUAUCUCCCUUGAAACAAUACACUGUAUUAUCUCCCUUGAACUGUUGUUUAAAUAUAAAUAGGUUCAUUGUUGCCAUUACUUUUGUUUAAAAAGCUUGGAAUAUUGUUAUUACUUUGUCCGUCUUAUUGGUCACACUCUAUGUAAUCAAUAAAGGAAUGGUUUGAAUAAAGCAUGUGAUAAUGCAUUUUAUCACAUUAUCCGCGGAGCAGAAGUGUAAUAAAGCCAUUUAAUAAAAACGAUAUUACACUAGUGUAAUAACACUUUGACGUGACGUCAUUUGCGCUAUAUAUAAACAUAGCGUUAAAGCGCGCUAAUGUUAGUGUUACACUUUAGACGCGUCAUUGAAAAAUUACUCAUUUUAACAGUUUACUGUUCUUAUUUUAUUUAUGUGAUAAAAAGAAUAUAAUAUUCGUGUAGAUUCAAUACUAAAUUUAUUGAACUCGUUGAAUAAAACAAUAUUAUGCUCGCCAGAGGCUCGCAUAAUAUGAUUUUAUUCAACUCCUUCAAUAAAUUUAGUAUUAAACUACACUCAUUCAAUAUCCUCUAUAUAAUCAAAAGAUUUACAAAUAUUAUUAAUUGUUAAGAAUUUUUUAUGUUUAAGGCUCAAACCUCAACACAACAUCAGUGAUUCUACUCGGUUCCCUGCUUGUCCCUGGAGGCAUGGAGAGGUACCUGAGGACUUUCUUUACCAGUAAAUGCUGGAAUCUUAGAAUGACAUUUACAGUGUUGGUAUGACUUAAUAUCCAAGGAAAACAAAUUUUGAUGUUAUUUAGCUUUUCUUUGGAGAAGCCGCCUGCUUUAGAAGGGGAAAAAGCCCUAAUAUGACCUAUACUGUG